This is a messenger RNA of Photinus pyralis (common eastern firefly), 4086 nucleotides long. Its product is annotated as tectonin beta-propeller repeat-containing protein. NCBI's taxonomy places the organism in Eukaryota, Metazoa, Arthropoda, Insecta, Coleoptera, Lampyridae. The transcript is spliced from 11 exons. The coding region runs from base 159 to 3929 and encodes 1256 amino acids. Gene Ontology annotation, molecular function: carbohydrate binding. The record is from RefSeq and is a predicted model, not a curated record. Gene Ontology annotation, cellular component: membrane.
GAAACAUCCUAUACAGAAAGGAAACCACCCAACCAGUGGAUUGAUUUAUCUGUCAUCAUCAGCUGAUCUACUUGACAGCGUUUUGUUUACGGUUCCAUCCCAUCAAUUAUCAUUUGAAUUUAUCUGCGAUCGUAUCUAGAAAGGGUAAAUGUUGAGGAAUGCCAAGUUCCUUACUGUUCUCAAUUAAUAACGAAGGGCGAGUUCACACGCUUUCCACAUCUGGUUCACUCUGGAGGGAAUUGCCUUAUGUAGGUCAAGAAUUUAAGAAACUCUCCGCCGUACCCCACUUUUUAUGGGCUCUGGGAGGUGACCAUCAAGUCUACGUUUACGUGCACGGUUUGGACAUUCCAAUAAGGGUUCGCGAGGAAUCAUACGAGAAUGAGCGCUGGAUACCAAUUGAAGGAUUUACCUCACGUUUACUACCAACCGACCGAUACCAUUAUUCUUCUGCCGAUGGAACUGUGGACCGUUCGACCGACAAGAUUAGACUACCAUCUAUGGCAUGGCAAUGGGAGGGUGAUUGGCAGUUGGAACUCACAUUAAUGGGACAACCCUUAGACCAUAAUGGAUGGACUUACGCUGUUGACUUUCCUUCCCAAUAUUACCCAAAGAAGCAAUGGUCAAGCUGUGUCAGACGGCGAUUAUGGGUUAGAUCUCGUAGAUACAGUGCCAUGAACUCGUGGUGUGCCAUUGCUCCGUUGCAUAAAGAUGCGACCACUGAGCCCUUUAUCGAUAUAUCGGUUGGAGGAAAUAAUGUAGUCGGUGCGGAUCCCGGUACUAUGCUUGUUUGGGCGGUCACCUCACAUAAUAGAGUCAUGUUUCGCACUGGCGUCUCCGCGAAAUCACCCGAAGGUGCUAAGUGGAAUUCUAUUCUGGUCCCUCCCGGCUGUGAAAUAAAUCAGAUUAGCGUGGGAGCUACCGGUUUAGUUUGGGCUUCGCUCCUAGAUGGUAGAGCUCUUGUUCGUAUAGGUGUGACCAGAGAUUCGUUGCCCGGCGAGUCUUGGGUCGAAAUAAGAGGUCCCGUGGAGAGAUCACGUAUAUUACAUAUUUCCGUAGGUACCUGCGCCGUGUGGGCGGUUACUCAAGAUAAGCAGGUAUGGUUCAGAAAAGGGGUUAAGGGCGAGGGCGCGGGGGUAAGCGAGGAAUUGGCCGCCGGAAGUGGAUGGGUGGAAAUGGUGGGACGCAUGUCCAUGGUCUCUGUUGCGGCGAAUGAUCAAGUGUGGGGGGUGGGCGCCGAUGAUCGGGUGAUAUAUUUUCGAGCCGGAGUAACUUUGGCGGAUCUCACUGGAAAACGUUGGAGAGCGUUGCAUGCUCCUCAGCAAGUUAGUAGAGCCAGUAGUAAUGCAAGUCUUAAUCGGGAUAAGUUUCAUCGUAGCUGUAAUUCGCUUAAUCAAAGACCGCACAGUAUUAGCGAAACAACGGCUGGCAUAGCGGAAUGGGAAGAACAAUCUCAUUCGGCGCCCACUGCUCCAACCUCUUUACCAGUGGGAGAGGUGACGGGGAAACAUUUCGAAACUCAAUUAAAAAAUCCCAAAGCGUGGAGUCCGGUACGGUCGGUCGGUUCGGUUGUCGGUACCGAGGCUCACCCAGAGACUGACGAUAGCAUAUGGCAGGCGGACGAUUUCGGAAACUCGAGUAUUUUUUACACCGAAGACGAGGAGUUGUGUUGGGCCGAGUUGGAAACCUCGUGGGGUUGGGUGGAGGCCGGCGCGUGUAUGCUGGACCCCUCUCAGUUACCGAAUUGGUUUAUUGAGGCAAAUACGUUACAUCAAGCCGAAUUGGAACAACCUUGGCGGUUACAGAUAUUAGACAAUCUAAAGAAGCGAGUGCCGGCUGUAGAAAUGUACGCGCAUUACCCGACUGCUGUGGAUACCACGUCAUGGAUGCAAUCAAGCGAGGCGCGCGUCUGCUUAAAUCCCGCUAAUUCAGGCAGCGUUUUUAUCGAAUGUAUUCUACAGCUGGAAUGGGUACAUACAAAUGGAGUUGUAACAAUCUUAAAUCUCGAAGGAGCUGCUACAAUGCAUCAAUUUAGUGUAACCGAUAUAACGUGUGUGCAAUGCUGCAGUGAGUUGGGUUGUCCGAGAUUAGCAGUGCAUACACCUCAUCUCCCACCGUAUUGCAUUAAAUUUCAAUUUUCGAGUGAUUCUCAGCUUGAGGAGUGGCAAACUCAUCUGAUUUUUGUUUGUGGACAAGUUCACUCGAUUGCAGGUAAACCACCUGAACAAAGUCUUUGGGCGGUUACAACAUUAGGCGAUAUUUUUGUAAGUGAUACAGUAGCUUUAGAAUCCUCUCAGCUACAAGAUAAUAGUUAUGUGCAAGAAAUAGACUUAGCGGGAAAAGAGGUCCCGGUAUCGAUACCCAUACAUUCCGGUUGUGUUCCUGGUACAGAACUGCUACUAACAGGCUGUGUUGCCGACGACGUGGAUCGGGUCGGCAUAAACUUAGACUUACACAUAACUUACAAAUUGCGUCACAAGGCGUAUACAGAACUGGAAAACACCGCGCUACAUUUUAAUCCGCGAUUUACUGACGAUAUAAUAGUGAGAAACUCGAUGAUCGAAGGAAAGUGGGGGGAAGAAGAACGCGAUGGGAAUUUGCCGAUAAAAAGCGGACAGGAGUUCAGCUUGAAGAUAAUUAGUGGGACUGAGGAGUACAUAAUUGAUAUUAAUGGGACGAGGUACUGCACAUACAAGCACCGCCUGCCGCCCCAUUCCGUGAUUACAGCACUAAUCUGGGGUAAAAUACGACCGUUCAAGUUCGUUGUAAAAAAUCCACAACCGAUUAUCAAUCCGCGCGAUUUAUUCUGGAGACAACUAGGUGGUCACCUGAGAAGGGUCGAGAGUUGUGUUUCAGGAGUCACAUGGGGUAUCGGUUACGAUCACACCGGCUGGGUUUAUAACUACGGAUGGGGCGGUUCUUUUAUAGGAAGCUUAGAUAGUCACAAUAUUAAUUCGAUGACUGAUUCACAAGAUUACCGUUUGUACGAGAAUCAGAGGUGGAAUCCGGUCUCUGGUUAUACGUCAACGGGACUGCCAACUGAUAGACAUAUGUGGAGUGACGCGACAGGAAAACAAAAACGCACAAGAGAUCAAGUAAAGUUACCGUCGAUGCAUUGGCAAUGGGUCUCAGAUUGGCUAGUCGAUUUCCAUGUACCUGGUGGUGUUGAUCGUGAAGGAUGGCAGUAUGCGAUGGAUUUUCCGUCAACAUAUCAUGCUAUAAAACAUUUCACAGAUUAUGUGCGGCGGCGUAGGUGGUAUCGUCGGUGUGCCAUUGCUACCACGGGCCCAUGGCAAGAACUGGGCCAUACAAAGCUACUCGAGGUGUCGCUCGAAACUGUAAGCGAUACUGUAGACGGUGUUGUAUCCGUCUGGGGAUUGGCUAUGGGUGGGCAAGCAAUGGUUCGCCUUGGCGUUACUCCAUCAAGUCCCAUGGGUACGGUUUGGGAGCAUGUCGGUUCUGACCAAGCACUUAGCAGUAUUAGUAGUGGACCGUAUAACCAAGUCUGGGUUAUAGGGAAAAAUGGCUGUGCUUAUUGGCGGGUUGGUAUAACCAAAGAUAAAUUGGAGGGGGAUUCUUGGGCUAGUGUCGAACCGCCGGCGGGUGUGCAACUGAAACAAGUGUCCGUUGGAAAAGUUGGCGUUUGGGUUUUGGAUAAAUUGGGAAAACUGUACAUCCGCAAAGAGGUUACACCUGUAUUUCCCGAAGGAACUCAUUGGCAGUGCAUUACCGCCGACCCGCCCAUUCUGAGUUCGGCUCCUAAUACUACGGGAUUUAAACAAGUCAGCGCCGGGAAUCGAGAAGUGUGGGCUGUAACUGAUGGUGGUGUUGCUUUAAAAAGGCACGGUAUUUGUCUGGAAAAUCCAGCUGGAACUGGUUGGAAUGUUGGAAUUUCUGGCAAUUGGCAACACAUUUGUGUUAAAGCUUUGUGAAUGACUGAUGAGGUCUCUUCGUAUUACUACCAAAGCAGCUGAUUUUAUCUAGUUUACAUUUUAAUUAUGCAUUUUAAACUGUGAAUGUGAUCCUAGCUAGUGCUUUUAUUGGCAAUUUUUAUAUGUUAAGAUUUAAGAAUAAAGUAUUUACAACAUA